This is a messenger RNA of Klebsormidium nitens, 555 nucleotides long. NCBI's taxonomy places the organism in Eukaryota, Viridiplantae, Streptophyta, Klebsormidiophyceae, Klebsormidiales, Klebsormidiaceae. The record is from the annotation of a GenBank genome assembly.
AUGGCUGCCUGGGUGUCCGCCCUGGUGGGAGCGCUCCUCCUUGUCACCCUGGGAACGCAGGCUUCAGCGUCCCGCGCUUUCCCCGAAGUCGCGGCGAACCAGGCGGGCGCGCGCACUCUGUUGCAGGUGCCGACGGCCGCGCCGCCGGAGGGCUCGGCUUGUGCCGGCAACCAGAUGCUUUGCGCCGUGACGAACAUCGGUUCCUUUACGGCGAACGCCUCCCUGCUCGUCUGCUGCACCGGCGUGUGCCCCGCCUCGGGGGACACCCCCAGGGACGUGGCUGCCAGGUGCAUGGUCAGCACUGGCCCCUCUGCCGCCCCGGGCACGACUCUUAGCGUACCGGUCCCCGUCAUCAGCCUCCCGAGCGCCGCACCCGGGCCGGUACCGGUUACUACCGUCACCCUACCGAGCAUGGCCCCGGGCGCACCGGUCACGAUCAUCGUCGUCCCGAGCCUGCCCACCACAGCGCCCAGCCCGGCGGAAACCAUUCCGGUCCUUCCGACCACAGCCCCCAUUCCGGCGGAAAGCAUUCCCGCCCUCCCGACCACAGUCCCC